AUGAAUUGGAACUGGAGGGUGUACCCGUCCUCUGAUGUCGAGAUUCAUGAGCUGAUUGGGCUUCAAAGAAGGUUUGAGAAUAUAAGGCUUAAUGAUAAUGAAGAUAGUUGGCUUUGGAAUGGGGAGGUAGACAAAGAAUUUUCGGUUUGUGAGGUUCAGAAAUGGAUUAAAGGCGAUGUAGCAAGGGAUACUCAUGGUUGUUACAAAUGGUGUAAAUGGGUUCCAAAUAAAUGUAAUGUUUUUAUGUGGCGCGCUCAAAUGGAUAGGAUCCCGACAAAGAUGGCUAUUAGGAGAAGAAAUAUUAUGGUUGGAGAUAACUUAUGUGCUUUAUGUGGCAUUUCGGAUGAAAACUCGAAUCAUUUGUUUUUAGCUUGUAGCGUGUCGAGUGGAGUUUGGCUCGUAAAAGAUGUGGAGCGGAUAGUGGAGUCGAUGGGCGAAUCGGAUUUGAAGAAAGAGAUAAUUUAUGGUAUUCUUAUUGUUAUAUGUUGGCGUAUUUGGAAGGCUAGGAAUGAGAAGGUUUUCGCUAGUGUCAUCCCGAACGUGGUCCAACUGAUUUCCGAUAUAAAAUCUUUGGGGUAUCUUUGGUAUAGGAAUAGAAAUAAGAAGGGCACGGCGGUUAUUUCUUACUUGGAGAUUCCGUCGGUUUUGUGUUUUAAUGAAGUUCGCCUUUAA
Molecule: messenger RNA, 672 nt
Organism: Helianthus annuus (common sunflower)
Lineage: Eukaryota; Viridiplantae; Streptophyta; Magnoliopsida; Asterales; Asteraceae
Exons: 3
Coding region: 1-672 (223 amino acids)
Source: RefSeq, a predicted model, not a curated record